AUCGGCUCAUAAGCUUUGAGACGUCUUUCGAGAGUCUUGGGCUAGGUGCAUCCGGCCAGCCACAGCCGCCCAGCAGUCGGCGAUGGAUAGCCGCAGUUCUGCGUUACCACACGCCAUGGCACCCGACUCGGACGAAGAGGAUGAUGUUUACGAUUGGAAGUCCCGCGUAUCAGGAAUGCAGGAGGACCCACGAAGCCAAAAGAAUGCGUCCGCUCAACCACCAGACGACGAUGAGGACCAACAAUCUCACACUCCAGAGAGUGACGGAGCCGCCGAUUCAUCCGACGAGCUUCAGGAGGACGAUACUGUUCCGCAUCCAUUUUACCAUUACGCCACCGAAAAGCGUGACACCUAUGUGGAUGCCAAACUCAUUUACCAGCGCCAUCGAAUGGACACCCAAUCUGAAAAGGACAUGGGCAGCCCUCUGUUGCUUGGCAAGUCGUACACGAUGCCUUCCACUCUGGAUGAUCACGCACCUUUAGAUCGCACGGCAUCAAGACAGUCACGCCAAAGCCAGCGUGGCACAGGUCCAAGCGGCACGCAGUUGCACUUCUCCAAGGAAUCUUUGCCUAGUCUGCAAACCCAGACCAGCAAUCUUCAUGAUGUACGGCCUGACCCGACCUUGGUGGCCGAUGCCGCCGCUCGGAACCACAAGCAUCACCCAGGUCUUCCACACGAGUUCAAAGACUCCCUUCUCGCCAACGAAGGUAUGCAUGGAGCUGGCGCAGGCAUAGGCCUUGGCUCUGGUCCUGGAGGGAUGGCAUCAAACGAAGACAGUAUUGUCAGUGAAGUGCAAGCGAUUUGCGACAAAAUCAAAUUAUUGCUAGAUCUGAGGCAACAAUAUCUCAAAGCAUCACUCCAAUGUCCAGGCCAGAACCCGAGAGACGAUGAGAACUGGGAGAUAUAUCCCCCACCACCGAAUCCAGUGUGGACAGAGCAGAAAUCCAGGCCGCCGCCUCAAGACUAUAUCGCUCCUAAUAGCACUUCGAGCAGUCUUUAUAUGGCAGAUGCAAGAGCACAUGGCGACGGGAAUCAGGGUGAUGCUCCUGGUGCAUGGCCAACCUCUGCAGGCCACGCUGAAUCCGAGAGAGGCCCGCCUUCGCCUACGACUUCGAAGCAUCCCAGAAAGGCCGGACAUUCGAUUGGUGAAGAUUUCGAUCUCAGCGAAUGUUACAUUCCUGGACGCGCGAAUGAGAAUCUGCGUUUCGCAGUGGACGCCGGUAGUGUCUUCCAAGUUUACGAUAAUCAAGAUCGUCCCAUUGCUGCGGUCCCGUCCCUACGAGACUAUUACGUGGCGCUUGACACGAUUCUUGACAUUGCUUCUGACGGACCAGCCAAAAGCUUUGCAUACCGCCGCCUGCAGUACCUUGAAGGGCGGUACAAUCUGUACACGUUGCUGAAUGAAUACCAGGAAGUGGCAGACACGAAGAAGGUGCCUCAUCGUGACUUCUACAACGUUCGCAAAGUGGACACGCACGUUCACCACUCGGCCUGUAUGAACCAGAAGCAUCUACUGCGCUUCAUAAAGAGCAAGAUGAAGAAGUGUCCGGAUGAAGUGGUGAUUGACCGAGAUGGAAAGCAAUUGACCCUGCGGGAGGUGUUUGAGAGUAUUCAUCUUACCGCGUACGAUCUCAGCAUCGACACCCUUGAUAUGCACGCUCAUACCGACUCGUUUCAUCGCUUCGACAAGUUCAACCUGAAAUACAACCCCAUCGGACAAUCCAGGCUCAGGGAGAUUUUCCUGAAGACGGACAAUUUCAUCAAGGGCCGGUACCUUGCGGAAAUCACUCGUGAAGUCAUUUCCGACCUGGAGUCAAGCAAGUACCAAAUGGUCGAAUGGCGAAUUAGCAUUUACGGACGCAGUGCAAGCGAGUGGGAUACGCUUGCGGCCUGGGUUGUCGACAACAAGCUACUCUCUCACAAUGUGCGGUGGCUCAUCCAGAUUCCUCGGCUGUACGCCCUAUACAAGUCGGUCAAGACCAUUGAGAACUUUGAGCAGCUGUUGAAGAACAUUUUCCAGCCUCUUUUCGAGGUCACGCAAGACCCUUCCAGCAACCCGAAGCUGCACGUCUUUCUGCAGAGAGUGAUUGGCUUCGAUAGUGUCGAUGACGAGAGCAAGGUGGAAAGACGGCUGUACCGUAAGUACCCGGUGGCCAGGGAGUGGGACACCAAGCAGAACCCACCGUACGGGUACUGGAUCUACUAUCUUUAUGCCAACAUGACCUCCCUCAACGCGUGGCGGAAGAGACGAGGGUUCAACACAUUCAUUAUGCGACCGCACUGUGGAGAAGCUGGAGAUACCGACCAUCUGGCUGCAGCUUUUCUGUGCUGCCACAGUAUCAGCCAUGGCAUCGUCCUCCGCAAGGUCCCACUUCUGCAGUACGUCUUCUACUUGGAGCAGAUUGGGAUUGCCAUGUCCCCUUUGAGCAACAACGCGCUGUUCUUGACAUACGACCGCAACCCGUUCAUCAGUUAUUUCAAGAAGGGACUGAAUGUGUCGCUCUCGACCGACGAUCCGCUGCAGUUUGCUUUUACCAAGGAGCCACUGAUCGAGGAGUACUCGGUGGCAGCACAAAUCUACAAGUUGAGCGCUGUAGAGAUGUGCGAAUUGGCAAAGCAUUCGGUCGACCAGUCUGGAUUUGAGCUGACUUUGAAGCAGCGCUGGCUUGGAAAGUACUGUUAUCUGCCCGGCGUCUUGGGCAAUGACGUGGCCAAAAGCAACGUGCCGGAUGUGAGGGAGGCAUUCAGGCACGAGACGCUCAAAGCGGAACAUGCAUUCAUCGCCAAGUACACCGAAGACUACACGCAUUUCGACCGAUGCACGCCGGACUUACCAGAUCCUACGGACUCUAGUACGCCCAUUGACGAAAUCUACAAGGGGUUGGAGUCGCCGCGACAGUUUUAUGCGACGACGGUGGCCGACUCGAUUCCACCAGCGCAGCAAGCGCGAAUGCCUGGGCAGUCCAGGUCUACUGCUGCGAACACGGGUAAUACUUCACCCAACCGGCCCCGGACGAUGUCGUCGAACGCACUGUACCCCACACAAACGAACCCGGAUUCACACAUUUCGGGGCAGGAGCCUCGCGCUUUCCCCGGACUCGUGCAUCAGCGCGAGAGGAGACGCAGUCUGCGGGUCAGCCUGAGCAAUUCGGACAUGGGGUUGGCGGGAAUGAGUUCGAGUCUGCAGUUGGAACCCGGGCUAGCAAAGAUAAACCUGCGAGAGGACGCUGAGAUGGCUGAGAUGGAAGAGUCCGAGUGAGGUGACUGGCUCCGGUGUUGCUGCAAGUAUCAUUUUGAUAUGAAUAUCUCGUUUGACCUGAUUCGCCAAAGGGCGUCUGACGGAUAUAGACUUGGGUCGUGACAUGCAGUGGACCU
Molecule: messenger RNA, 3375 nt
Organism: Exophiala viscosa
Lineage: Eukaryota; Fungi; Ascomycota; Eurotiomycetes; Chaetothyriales; Herpotrichiellaceae
Product: AMP deaminase
Exons: 2
Coding region: 83-3259 (1058 amino acids)
Biological process (GO): AMP metabolic process; IMP salvage
Cellular component (GO): cytosol
Molecular function (GO): AMP deaminase activity
Source: RefSeq, a predicted model, not a curated record